This is a messenger RNA of Condylura cristata (star-nosed mole), 1231 nucleotides long. RefSeq names its product pleckstrin homology domain containing, family B (evectins) member 1 (gene PLEKHB1). The transcript has 8 exons. NCBI's taxonomy places the organism in Eukaryota, Metazoa, Chordata, Mammalia, Eulipotyphla, Talpidae. The record is from RefSeq and is a predicted model, not a curated record. Gene Ontology annotation, cellular component: membrane. Gene Ontology annotation, biological process: regulation of cell differentiation. The coding region runs from base 159 to 836 and encodes 225 amino acids.
CCCUGGGGAGCGGAAAGCCUGAGGCGCCCUGGGGCCCACAAAGCGCAGGCGCAGCUGGUUGGGUGGCAGCAGCAUCAAGUAGCGGCCGUUUUGGCAACAGCAUCCUCAAGUGUAGACAGGUUCCACCUGACUUCACCCUGGAAAGUCCUUUUGAAGAAAUGGCCCUGGUGAGGGGCGGCUGGCUGUGGAGACAGAGCUCCAUCCUCCGCCGCUGGAAGCGGAACUGGUUUGCCCUCUGGCUGGACGGAACCCUGGGCUACUAUCACGAUGAGACUGCCCUGGAUGAGGAAGACCGCGUGCUCAUCCACUUCAAUGUCCGAGACAUAAAGAUUGGCCAGGAGUGCCGUGAUGUGCAGCCCCCAGAGGGGCGGAGCCGAGAUGGCCUGCUGACGGUGAACUUUCGGGAGGGCUCCCGCCUGCACCUGUGUGCAGAGACUCGGGAUGAUGCCAUAGCAUGGAAGACAGCGCUGCUGGAGGCAAACUCUACCCCGGCCCCAGCUGGAGCCACGGUACCUCCCAGGAGCCGCCGGGUUUGCCCCAAGGUCAGGUGUGUGACCCGAACAUGGAGUCCCUGUAAGGUUGAGAGGCGGAUCUGGGUACGUGUCUACAGCCCGUACCAGGACUACUAUGAGGUGGUGCCUCCCAACGCACACGAGGCUACUUAUGUCCGCAGCUACUAUGGACCGCCCUAUGCAGGCCCUGGCGGCGUGACACACGUGGUAGUGCGGGAGGAUCCGUGUUACAGUUCUGGUGCCCCACUGGCCAUGGGCAUGCUUGCCGGGGCUGCCACGGGUGCUGCGCUCGGAUCCCUUAUGUGGUCUCCGUGCUGGUUCUGAGCCCCAGGACUCAUGCGCUGGACCCUGUGCAUAGACCAACAGACCCUUCUUCCUCCUAGACACCACCUUCCACAAUCUAACCCCUGCUCCCACUUUGGCUCCUUUCUUUUCAUUAGCCCCUUCUGGAUUAGGACCAACCUUUCCACUCCCUCCUCCCCCAAUGGAAAGAAACAUUCCUAGCACAAACAUCUCAAAAACCUCAUAGUCACCACCAAACACCCCAGAAAUCUAUUAUGGAUACAUACAUAUAUUCCCUCCCCCCCAAAAAAACCCCCAGAAAUCCAUUAUGGACACAUACAUAUAUUCCCUCCCCCCCCCCAAAAAACCCCAAGAAAUCCAUUAUGGACACAUACAUAUAUUCCCCCCUUACCCCCCCCCCAAAAAAAAAAAAACCA